Molecule: messenger RNA, 927 nt
Organism: Pisolithus orientalis
Lineage: Eukaryota; Fungi; Basidiomycota; Agaricomycetes; Boletales; Pisolithaceae
Exons: 1
Coding region: 68-562 (164 amino acids)
Source: RefSeq, a predicted model, not a curated record
AACUAAUUGCAACUUACCCAAGGUUUCCGAACUAGCUCUUACUGAUGUCUGACCACACAACUGAAUCAUGAUGUACUUUCGCAUGUUGGUUCUUUUCUCCUGUUUCCACACAGGCCUAGGCAAACUAAAGGAAGAACCGUUCCCGACAAUCGUCGUGCAUCCCUAUAUUCCAACAUCAUGGCUAUCGUUGACCUCCACGUCGUCAAUGUUGACUGCUUACGUGUCACGGAAGAAGUUCAACUGGCUGCUUCAUGAUCCGUGCGCAGCUGACUUUCUAGAUGACUACCGCAGGUUAUAUCACUCCCUCUCACCGUUAACAACACCUGUUCAUACUUGUGCAAGCUGGCAACCUUACUAUUGCAAAGUGAAGCAACCGCACAAAAAGGGACUUCAUCGUAGAGAAGUUCACGAGCACCACAGCAUGAUUGUGGGCGGGGCCCAUCAAUGCUACUUAUUGUGGCUCAGUGCAAGUGAGGAAGUUAGCCGUCACUUGAAUGUUUCAGGUACCCCUAUGGCAUCAGCCAUCACAGAACGAAACCACAUGCUACGAAUGGGCUCGUAAUCCGCGACUUGUGUGACAAGAUCCUAUAACAGUCGGCCACUAAAAACUAUGUGCACCCCUAACACUUGCAUUUAUCCCGCUGCUCACGUAUGGGCUUGUCCUUUGCAAACAGCUUGAUUAUUUUAUUCUAGGGCCCAGUUCUAGAAAUGUUCACGGAUUUCGUGCGGUCUACAGCCUCGAGUAUCUUCUUGACGAGAUCCUCCAAAUUCGGUCACACCUACUGAAGUCAUGGUGCCUGCUUCACGAAGGAGGCCACCGUUUCGAGCGGCAAACGGUUCGCCCUCAGAGGUAGACACCUGCCAUCAGCCAUCACAACAGGAACUACAAGUUACGAACGGCCUCGUAACCGGUGAAACUAGAUGAGA